CUAACAUUCGGGGUGUUUUCGAGAUUAAAAAGGUUAUAAGGGCAAUACCCACAAAAACCAGCGAGCACUUUUUCAAUAUUUUGAAUUUUCUAAAAGGAAGAAGAAAAGCCCUAAAGCUUUCAAGAGAAGACACUGACGAAGAAGAGAAGACCUCUUCAAAUGCUCGCGCGAACUCUCUUCCUCCAAAGUAAACCAUAGAACCAACCUUCUCUCCCUCACUCACAUUCCCUAGAAGACGAACGAAAAUGGCGAACAAGCUCAAAGUCGACGAACUCCGUGGAAAGCUCGCCGAGCGCGGACUCAGCACCACCGGACUCAAAUCCGUUCUGGUGGAGAGGCUCGAAGAGGCUAUCGCGGAAGAAGCGAAGAAGGACGAAUCGAAGAGGAAGAGGAAACGAACCGUUGAUUCAUCGGACGGUGAUGAUGAAUCGAACAAAUUGAUUGCGAUUGGGGAGCUUCGUGCGAUGAAUGUGAAGGAGCUGCGCGAGGAAGCUGGUAAGAGAGGCUUAGCUACAACUGGUACCAAAAAGGUGCUUCUCGAGAGGCUCUGCAACGACGCAAACAAUGAUUCCAGUGCCUCAGUCAAGUCAGGGACAGAUGGAGCUGAAGACGACGAUGAUGGCUUUGAGGAAGAAAAGAAAGAAGAGAAAAUCGUAACUGCCACAAAGAAGGGAGCAGCGGUGUUGGAUCAGUGGAUUCCUGAUAACAUAAAAAGCCAGUACCAUGUUCUACAAAGGGGUGAUGAUGUUUAUGAUGCCAUGUUGAAUCAGACGAAUGUCAGGGAUAAUAAUAACAAGUUCUUUGUCCUACAAGUGCUAGAGUCUGAUAACAAGAAAACAUAUAUGGUCUACUUCAGAUGGGGAAGAGUUGGUGUGAAAGGACAGAGUAAACUAGACGGGCCUUUCCACUCAUGGGAUCGAGCAAUAGAAAUAUUUAGCAAUAAGUUCCUUGAUAAGACAAAGAAUUUUUGGUCUGACAGAAAGGAGUUUAUACCUCAUACUAAGUCCUAUACAUGGCUCGAAAUGGACUAUGGCAAAGACGAUAAUGAUUCAGCUGUUGUCAAUGAUGUUCCCAAAUCAUCUUCUGAAGUUAAACCGGAGGAAUCAAAACUAGAUCCCCAGGUUGCCAAGUUCAUCUCUCUUAUAUGCAAUGUAAGCAUGAUGGCACAGCACAUGAUGGAAAUAGGAUACAACGCUAACAAAUUGCCACUUGGCAAGCUAAGCAAGUCCACAAUAACAAAGGGUUAUGAAGUGUUGAAGAGAAUCUCGGAGGUAAUGAGCCGGUUUGAUAGAGCGAGGCUUGAGGAACUCAGUGGAGAGUUCUAUACUGUGAUACCUCAUGAUUUUGGUUUCAAGAAAAUGAGUCAGUUUGUUAUAGACACUCCCCAAAAGUUGAAACAGAAAAUAGAAAUGGUUGAAGCAUUAGGUGAAAUCGAACUUGCGACAAAGUUGCUGUCCAUCGACCCGGGAUUGAUGGAUGAUCCUUUGUAUUAUCACUACCAGCAACUUAAUUGUGGAUUGACGCCAGUAGGAGCCGAUUCAGAAGAGUUCUCUAUGGUUGCCAAUUACAUGGAGAACACUCAUGCAAAAACGCAUUCGGGAUACACAGUUGAGAUUUCUCAGCUAUUUAGAGCUUCAAGAGCUGGUGAAGCUGAUCGAUUCCAACAGUUCUCAAGUUCGAAGAAUAGGAUGCUACUUUGGCAUGGGUCACGUCUCACUAACUGGGCUGGUAUCUUAUCUCAAGGUCUUCGGAUAGCUCCUCCUGAAGCACCAGUAACUGGUUACAUGUUCGGAAAAGGGGUUUACUUUGCUGACAUGUUCUCCAAGAGUGCAAACUAUUGCUACGCUAACAGUGGUGCUAAUGACGGCGUCCUGCUCCUCUGCGAGGUUGCUUUGGGAGACAUGAAUGAGCUUCUGAAUUCGGAUUAUAACGCGGAUAAAUUGCCUCCGGGGAAGCUAAGCACAAAAGGUGUGGGGAGAACAGCACCAAACCCAUCAGAGGCUAAGACACUAGAAGACGGUGUUGUUGUUCCACUUGGCAAACCAGUGGAUCAUUCAAGCUCCAAGGGGACUUUAUUGUACAACGAGUACAUUGUCUACAAUACGGAACAAAUCAAGAUGCGAUAUGUGAUCCAAGUCAAAUUCAACUACAAGUACUGAAAACACUUACGUAGAGUAUUGAACCGACCAGCUCAUAUUCAACACUUUGAUGCGUAUUGGACUUGUUUUUGCAUUCGGCUUGGGAUUUAACCCAAUGAGUGUACCCCCACUAGUGUGCUUUAAGAAAGCUUGUUAUGUGUGCGUGCGGCUCUCAUCUCGCUAAUCUGAAUUUGAACUUUUUCUUUGUAAAUGUCUGCUUUUAAAAUAAGAUAUUUAUUUCUGCAUUUUAAUUGA
Brassica rapa (field mustard) is the source of this 2393-nucleotide messenger RNA. RefSeq names its product poly [ADP-ribose] polymerase 2. Gene Ontology annotation, molecular function: NAD+ poly-ADP-ribosyltransferase activity. The record is from RefSeq and is a predicted model, not a curated record. Gene Ontology annotation, cellular component: nucleolus. Gene Ontology annotation, biological process: protein poly-ADP-ribosylation; double-strand break repair. Lineage: Eukaryota; Viridiplantae; Streptophyta; Magnoliopsida; Brassicales; Brassicaceae.